Arctia plantaginis is the source of this 201-nucleotide messenger RNA. The record is from the annotation of a GenBank genome assembly. NCBI's taxonomy places the organism in Eukaryota, Metazoa, Arthropoda, Insecta, Lepidoptera, Erebidae.
AUGAAUAAUUACAACAGACAGGACAGAAACGGCACACAUCGCAUUUUUCUGGUUAUUGGUAAAAUUGCAGGCAGAAUUCCGACAAAGAGGUGCUCGAAUAUUAAAAUGGGUGUUUUAUGUUUGCAUUUGAAGCGAUUAAAAAAAACUUCAUGCAGAGCAAAACGGUUCAAUAUAACCAAGUUGCGCUACGAAACUGGCUAG